Guyanagaster necrorhizus is the source of this 447-nucleotide messenger RNA. RefSeq lists its product as uncharacterized. The coding region runs from base 1 to 447 and encodes 148 amino acids. The record is from RefSeq and is a predicted model, not a curated record. The transcript has 3 exons. Gene Ontology annotation, cellular component: cytoplasm. NCBI's taxonomy places the organism in Eukaryota, Fungi, Basidiomycota, Agaricomycetes, Agaricales, Physalacriaceae.
AUGGCGCCUAGGCGUCGGUUACACCAACUACUAGAUGGGCUAGCAUCUCUACUAGAGUCCAUUGGGAUGUCGAAGCUUGGCACUAUGGAAUACGAGUCGAAGAGUUUGUUGGAUAUUCGCGAUCCUACCAAUGCCGAUAACCUCCAUUUCAUGCUGCAAAAGUAUCUGUUAGGCCAGGAUGUGUUUCGAUGUCGUAGUCCGGUCCUUAUGCUAGACGACUGGCAUUUACCCUUGCAAAGGUACCAAUCCUCAGCGACGUCGCUUUUCGUACUAACGCCUUCGAGCAGCCUUAUCAAUUCCGAAUACGAGGACAUCGCGCUGAAUAGAGACGUCGACGAGACGGGAUUGAAGCAGGGAAGAGAAAUUAAGGAAAGAAGAAAUUUGGUGUACGUGGUUAGCCCAGCUGUCAACGCGGCCAAACACGGGAGGCUCUUGAUCUUAGGCUGA